Hyaloperonospora brassicae is the source of this 729-nucleotide messenger RNA. NCBI's taxonomy places the organism in Eukaryota, Oomycota, Peronosporomycetes, Peronosporales, Peronosporaceae. The record is from the annotation of a GenBank genome assembly.
AUGAAGCUCCUGAUCUCCACGACUGCUCUCGCCCUCCUCGCUGCGUCCUCGUCGACUUCUGCUCAGCGGUUCUGCGGGCAAUAUGACUCGAAGGUCGUUCCCCCCUACACCGUAUACAACAACCUGUGGGGAAAAAACAACGACCCAAGCGGUACUCAGUGCACCGAAGUCCUCAGUCCAUCGGGCGAGCCCUUGUCGUGGAAUACGAGUUUCAACUGGGCCGGCGAGCGAUACCAAGUCAAGUCGUUCGCCAAUGCUGCACUCACGUUCCCCGUCGUGCAGGUGUCGAGCGUUCGGUCGAUCCCAACGAGUAUCGACUACAAGUACACUUACGAAGGCGAGAUCAUCACCAACUUUGCGUACGACCUGUUUACGAGCUCCAGUGAGAACGGAGCGAUCGAGUACGAGGUGAUGGUCUGGUUGACUGCUUUGGGCGGUGCCUGGCCCUUGUCCACUGCCGGCCAUCCCAUUGGCAGCGCGACCGUGAACAAUGUCGAAUUUGACUUGUACCAGGGCAUGAACAAGCAGGUCAAGGUCUUUUCGUACGUCGCGCGCAAGCAAACCACCUCGUUCAAAGCUGACCUGAAGGUCUUUUUCGACCAGCUCCCGACCAACAACAACGUUCCCGAGACCCAGUUCUUGCAGAAACUGGAGGCUGGCACGGAGCCUUUUCUGGGCAAGAACGCCGAACUGACCGUGUCGUCUUUCUCGGUUAAGGUCGUCACGUAA